GGCCGAGCGGGAUCAGGCGAUCUCCAGGGGCAGCCCCGCGGUGGGAGGAUGAAGGGAGGGGGCCUGAGCAGCGCCGCGCGCGGGGCGGGGCCGGAAGUGACGCCCGCUUAGCCACACCCACUCCCUCCCGCGGCGGUCGCAGCGCUCGGCGCCCCGUCAGGAUGGCGGAGAACGACGUAGAUAACGAGCUGCUGGACUAUGAGGACGACGAGGUGGAGAACGCGGCGGGGGGCGACGGGGCCGAGGCGCCGCCCAAGAAGGACGUGAAGGGCUCCUACGUCUCCAUCCACAGCUCCGGUUUCCGCGAUUUCCUCCUCAAACCGGAGCUGCUCCGCGCCAUCGUCGACUGCGGCUUCGAGCAUCCCUCCGAAGUGCAGCACGAGUGCAUCCCGCAGGCCAUCCUGGGUAUGGACGUGCUGUGCCAGGCCAAAUCCGGCAUGGGCAAGACGGCCGUUUUCGUCCUGGCCACCCUGCAGCAGCUGGAGCCCGUCACGGGGCAGGUGUCGGUGCUGGUGAUGUGUCACACGCGGGAGCUGGCGUUCCAGAUCAGCAAGGAGUACGAGCGGUUCUCCAAGUAUAUGCCUAGCGUUAAGGUGGCGGUGUUCUUCGGGGGGCUGUCGAUCAAGAAGGACGAGGAGGUGCUGAAGAAGAACUGCCCCCACAUCGUGGUGGGGACCCCGGGCCGCAUCCUGGCCCUGGCCCGCAACAAGAGCCUCAACCUGAAGCACAUCAAGCACUUCAUCCUGGACGAGUGCGACAAGAUGCUCGAGCAGCUCGACAUGCGUCGGGACGUCCAGGAGAUCUUCCGCAUGACCCCGCACGAAAAGCAGGUCAUGAUGUUCAGCGCCACGCUCAGCAAGGAUAUCCGCCCCGUCUGCCGCAAAUUCAUGCAAGACGUAAUUACCCCUUCUACCUUCUUUGCCCCCGGCGCCCGCCCCGGCGCGGGGGGCUGCCCCCGGCCCCCCCUGCGGAAGAUCUCUCGGGUAUCCCCCUUCCAGCCGCCCCCCUUCUUCUUCCUCCUCCUCCUCCUCCUCCUCCUCCUCUUCCUCGUCCCGUCGUUCCGCCCGGCCCCCCAAAACCGUCCGGCGGACGGCGAAGAGCCCCCCCACACGCACUCGAAGCACCCAUGGAGAUCUUCGUGGACGACGAGACGAAGCUGACGCUGCACGGGCUGCAGCAGUACUACGUCAAGCUGAAGGACAACGAGAAGAACCGCAAGCUCUUCGACCUGCUCGACGUCCUCGAGUUCAACCAGGUUGGGGGGG
Messenger RNA from Grus americana (Whooping crane), 1265 nucleotides. Its product is annotated as spliceosome RNA helicase DDX39B-like. Bases 162 to 1160 code for a protein of 332 amino acids. Gene Ontology annotation, molecular function: RNA helicase activity; RNA binding; ATP binding. The transcript has 7 exons. The record is from RefSeq and is a predicted model, not a curated record. NCBI's taxonomy places the organism in Eukaryota, Metazoa, Chordata, Aves, Gruiformes, Gruidae. Gene Ontology annotation, biological process: mRNA splicing, via spliceosome; mRNA export from nucleus.